Trypanosoma rangeli is the source of this 435-nucleotide messenger RNA. Its product is annotated as putative retrotransposon hot spot (RHS) protein. Bases 1 to 435 code for a protein of 144 amino acids. The record is from RefSeq and is a predicted model, not a curated record. The transcript has a single exon. NCBI's taxonomy places the organism in Eukaryota, Euglenozoa, Kinetoplastea, Trypanosomatida, Trypanosomatidae.
AUGGACGGGGCUUUCUGGUUGCGAUGCGGGGUGAGCUGCAGGGGCCGACUCCACCCACGCGGAUCGAGCCACGGCCCUGCGUGCCGCACGUACACCCCCCGACUGCACACCGCCAAGCCGGCCGAAUUAAUUCCACAGAACCACGAGCCUGAGAAGACUGGGGUUGACUGCGGGGUGCUGCGUAAACCGGAGCCCAAGCGCUUUUUGCUGUUGGACGCUCUUUUGUGUUUUUUUUUUGAUUGGAGAAUAAGGAUGGCGGUUGGGGUGCCGUUUGCUGCGGCGGAAGCGCACUGCACCUACGCCGGCACGCUCCAGAGGCUCACUGAGUGUCUGGUGAGGUGUUUCGGGGAGUGGGGAGCUUCUGCGGUGGAGUUUUUGUGGGAGAUGGUUGGCGUGCGGUGUGCGGAUGGUGCGCCAAUAAACACACGUGGCUGA